GGAAGAGGAAAAUAACGUCGCUCCCAAAAUCGUCUCUUCAGUGCUGCACUCAGCGACGCCAGCUGAGUUCUUUCACCGCAUGGCUGGCGACUUCCAGCAAUUGCAGAACGCCGACAAAAUGGAUCACGACGAACUGAAGCGCAGGCAUUUCUUCGGCGUGCUUGUGAACUUGGACGAAGCGUACGACCUACUCCAAGCCUUCGGGCUUUUGUCCGACGAGCAGAAGGCGUCCAGCAAGGGCGGGAGGAACGCCGUCAACCCGCACCAGUCUGCUUUCAACAAGUUAGCGCAGUACGGCCAGGCGUCCCGGUCGACGAAGUCGUGCGGGUCCUACGGCGCCGCGGCGGCGCCGACGGUGUCUGUCGGCAUGACCGGGAACAUGCAUCCCAGCCAGUACGUGCCCAUGGAGAGGGGGGAGUCUGGCAGCCAUUUCGCCCACACGAAGGAGCGGCUCAUGGUAGCGACAGGCCGGCCGGUGCAGCCGCACGAAGCGCUCCCCGCGGACUUCGCCCCCCCGACCGGCCACUCGUCUUGGACGUGGGUCCCCCUGCUGCCAGACAUCGCGGACGCACUCGGAUUGGGGGAGGGGGCGGCGAGUCCCGAGGCCGCGGAGAGGCUGUGGGAACGUCCGACUGAUGGCCUACCCGCGCUGGAUGCCGCGGCAGAAGUCGACGAGCGGUUCCGCCCAGACGCGAACGGCUACGUGGUCACGCUGCCAGACGGCGUGGAGACGAGAGUGCGCUUCCGCUUGGCAUCUGACGCAACGUCGGGUUUCGAGGCAGAAUGGCGGAUCGCCAACCGCAGCUUUCCCACUCCUGCCGCGUACGAGUUGCAGAAGUGCUGCGCCCGCGUCCUCACGCAUUUCAACGAGCCCCACCGCGUCCUCACCCUGACCGACCGGGCGGACGUUACAUUCAAGUCGUACAUGGGCUGCUUCAACGUCCAGGCGGCGACGAAGCGCGACAAGAAGGACAUCGAGGGCGCCGCGCGCAUGGGCUGCGCGCCGUGGCAACUGGGACAGAUCGCAGGGGCCCUGUGCGUAUUCGACAUCUUCCACGGCCGCUACGACGAGACCCCAGUGUACCAGGGCAGGACCAUCCAGGUUAUGCCCGAGCACAUUAAGCGGGCCGCUAGCUUACUGUCCGCGGUGGACCGCCUCAAAGCGAUCGCGGCGGGCGGAGACGCAGCGGCGACUUGCCCUCCCGGCAUGGACGAGGCCGCGAUGAUGAGGCUCCAGAUGGAGAGUUACAUCGGCACGGAGGAGGCCCCGCAGCCCUUCGACGGCCUGUGGUCCCAGAACGCCUUCGCAGGCGACGCGGCGACGCCUAGCGGCAACCAUCUUGAGGCAUCUGCAGUGGAGGAGGAGGAGGCUGCGGCCCCUGCGAGCUCCACUCGCGACGCCUUGCUCACGAUGAAGGACGUCCGGUCCAUUGAAUACGGGUACGGACUCCAGGGAUCUUCGGUGCAGGAGACGUUGCUCGCGCCUCAGUGGACGGACCGCGCCGUGAUGCAGAAAACGCUCCUCGUUGGGACCCCAGUGAUUGACCGCAGGUCUGCCGCGCAACGCAUCAUGACUUCCCGUGCGGGUGGGGGGAGACGCAAGACCAUUGAUGCAGAGAGAUGGGCGCGCGUCAUGAAGGCAGGCCUCGCGGGUUGCUCCAUUGCCCAGUUUGACGAAGAGGGGUGCAAAGUGAAAAUGACUCCAGUUCCAGAUGACGUGGCCUUGCGCCACAAGUACCACAAUGAGCUCAUGACCUUGUGCGGCAUUACGCUCCGCCAACUGGUGGAAGCCAUGCAGUCCGCCAAGAAGGCCGCCGAGCAGCGCGGCCGGGCCGGCCCGAGAGAGCCUCAUCCAAAUAAGAAGGCCAACAGGGCGGUGGCUGAGCGGAGUCGCAGCCGUUCGCGGCAGCAGGAUGCCCGCGAGCGCAGUUGA
This is a messenger RNA of Prorocentrum cordatum, 1933 nucleotides long. NCBI's taxonomy places the organism in Eukaryota, Dinophyceae, Prorocentrales, Prorocentraceae. The record is from the annotation of a GenBank genome assembly.